Molecule: messenger RNA, 5842 nt
Organism: Prinia subflava (tawny-flanked prinia)
Lineage: Eukaryota; Metazoa; Chordata; Aves; Passeriformes; Cisticolidae
Gene: EXD2
Product: exonuclease 3'-5' domain containing 2
Exons: 10
Coding region: 805-2670 (621 amino acids)
Biological process (GO): nucleobase-containing compound metabolic process
Cellular component (GO): cytoplasm; nucleus
Molecular function (GO): 3'-5' exonuclease activity; nucleic acid binding
Source: RefSeq, a predicted model, not a curated record
UGGUUAUGAUGAUUUUUCUUUAGCCAGCCAUGGCAGAGAGGUGUUAGACACUCCGCCGCUUCCUGAUCCCGCUGGCUCCUCCCCGCUUCCCUUAGCAGCUGAUCCUCAGCUGCAGCCCGCGCCUCCCGGCCCGGCUCUAGCGUGGCGCCGCCGCCGGUUAACUCGCUGCCGGAGCGGCGCGGGGGUCACACACAUCGGCCCCUGCGGGGGACGGUAACGUUCGCCGCUCCAGGGACCUCCCGGGGCAGGGACACAUUCGCCGCUGCGGGGACUUGCAGGCGGCCGGACGCACUCGCCGCUCCGGGGACCUUUUAGGGGAAGGACCCGUUCGCCACUCGGAGGAGCUGCCGGGGAACGGGUGCACCCGUCACUCGGAGGAGCCGCGGCAGGACGCGUCCCGCCGCCGCCGAGCCAAGCCGGCCCGGCUGAGUGAGCCGUGCUGCCUGCGGCCCCGCGGCCGGCAGGUGCUCCCGCGGAGCGGGGAAGGGGAAGGCAGCGCUCCGCAGCCACGGGCGGCCCGCCUUGAGGCAACGGGCGGGCAACGCACCGGAGGGAAGAUGAGGGGGAGAAUAGCUCAGGACCCUGUACCUCUCAGGUAACAUCUGAUGCCAUGUCAGGCAACAGGAGUGUCAUUCAAAGAGUGAUGUCCGUGAGGCGCUGCACAGGCCCCCAGUCCCGCCUUGCAGCAUCUGACUGCAUGCUGCCUGUGCACAAAGUGAGCAGCUCGAAACUUUCAGGCCAUGAUGAAAUCCCGCAAUGCCGUUUUGAGAGGGUGAGGUGAAGGGAGAGAAAGCGCAAUAAAAAAUGGCCAAGCAAACAGGCAUGACGAUUACUUUGGCGACCCUGCUGGGUGUUGCACUGGGGGGCCUGGUUUUGUGGAAAGCAGCCCAGCGUCGGAAAGGAAAAACAUGCUGUAGUAGUCAGCAAGAAGAAGCAGCUGCGAAGUCAGGAGAUGAGAAACUCAUUAAGACAGAGGAUAAGAAGGAGGUUUCCUUCUUCAGAUCUCCAACCUUUUUCUGGUUAGAGAGGAGCCUUGGUGCAGACAUAGUGAUAGUUUCAGAGCAUGAGGAGUGGGGUCAUGUUGAACCAUUGCUGCAGAAGGAGCUGGAGAAGUGGCCGGUUCUUGGAAUUGACUGUGAGUGGGUAUCUGUGGAGGGAAAAGCAAAUCCUGUAUCCCUGUUACAGAUGGCUUCUUCCAGUGGCCUCUGCAUUCUUGUACGGUUGCCCAGGCUUGUUGCCAGUGGCCAGACUCUUCCAAAGACCCUGUUGGACAUCAUGGCAGAUAGUGCUGUGUUGAAAGUUGGGGUAGGAUGCUGGGAAGAUUCUUGCAAAUUGCUUCAUGAUUAUGGUCUUCCAGUCAAAGGCAGCAUGGAUCUCCGGUACUUAGCCAUGAGACAGAGGAAGGAUCUGUUUCACAACUGCCUUAGCCUUAAGUCUUUAGCUGAAAAAGUCCUGAACUUCCCACUUGACAAAUCUCCUCAUGUGCGUUGCAGCAACUGGGAAGCAGAAGAACUGACACAAGACCAGGUUCUCUAUGCUGCUAGGGAUGCUCAGGUCUCAGUGGCUCUGUUCUUCCAUUUGCUGGGAUUUACCAGCAUCCCUGCUACAUCUGAAGGUGAAAACCCUGUCACUGCUUGGGAGAAAGCACGGGGUAAAUGCCAGGGCUUGGUGGAUAUCCCAUUUAAAGGAAGAAAGAGUGGCAGCAACGGAGAGGAGAAGAGUGGAGAGGGACGUUCCCCUCAGAAAACAAAGAAUCGGAGAUCGUGGGUGAAUGGCCAGCCCUCUGGCAACCAGCAAAUGAGAGACCCACGGAGGCAGAAGCGAAAGCCUCUGGGUGUGGGAUAUUCUGCACGAAAGUCUCCACUGUAUGACAACUGCUUCCUGCACGCACCAGAUGGACAGCCCCUGUGCACGUGUGAUCGCAAGAAGGCUCAGUGGUAUUUGGACAAGGGGAUUGGAGAGCUAGUUAGCACAGACCCUUUUGUUGUGAAGCUGCGCUUUGAGCCUUCAGGACGUCCUGAGUCUCAAGUUGAUUAUUAUCUGACAGUCAAAGAAAACCUCUGUGUUGUGUGUGGCAAGCGAGAAUCCUACAUUCGGAAGAACGUUGUUCCUCACGAAUACCGAAGACACUUCCCCAUCCAGAUGAAGGACCACAACUCACAUGAUGUGCUCCUGCUGUGCACGUCCUGCCACGCCAUCUCCAAUUACUACGACAACCACCUGAAGCAGCAGCUGGCGCAGGAGUUUGGGGCUCCCAUCGGCUCCGAGGAGGGCGUGCGUCUCCUGGAGGACCCCCUGCGCAGGCAAGUGCGCUCGGCGGCGCGAGCCCUGCUGAAUGCAGACAGCCUGCCCGACCCCCGCAGGGCAGAGCUGCUGCACAGCAUCGAGGACUUCUAUAACACUGACACGGUCACUCCAGAGAUGCUCCAGGCAGCAGCUGGUCUGGAAACCAGGAUCUGCAAUGAGAGCUUCGUGCCACAUGGACUGAAGGUGGUGCAGUGCUGUGCUAAAGGAGGCCUGCGCUCUCUUAUGCAGCUGGAAAGACGCUGGCGGCAGCAUUUCCUGGACAGCAUGAAGCCCAAACACCUCCCAGAGCAGUGGUCGGUGGACCAUAAUCAUGUCAAGUUGAUCCAAAAGUAUGGGGAGGAUCUUCAGAUCAAGCUGUCAUGAAAUCAUCUUCCUGGACUCUGGAUAGUGUCUAAUGGACACGUGUAACUGAAGAUGGAAAGACUGUUUUGAUUUCUAUAUCUCCACUAACACCUGGGGCCUGGGUUUGCAAAAAGGCAGCAGUAGAUCUGCCAGAUUUACCAGCUGGUUAAAUUUGACAGUUUAUAGUGGUAAAUCCAUUGAGUUGAACUUUCAGGUGGUUUGGAAGUUUAAUCCUAGUCUGUCACUUGCUAGUUCAGUGCAAGAGUGAUGUGAUAAGGGAACCUGUCUUUUCAAAGUGACUAUGGAGAAUCAUUUUCUAGCCCCCAGGAUGUCUGAUGCCUCCAGACCAUCUCUUAUAAUAGAGUAAGUCCAGAGAAAGGGAACAAAAGCACAAUAGAUGAAUUUUUCUCGAUUUUCUGACAUAUAUUAGUGCCCUUGGCUUUACUUUGAGGAUCUUCUUGAUAAAAAUCUUCCUUUGUUUUUCCUUUUGAGUGCAGUUGUACUCAUAAGAGUUCUUCCUAGAGAAGAGCCCCUGCCAGAGACAGAUUCUGUGUCUGGAAGAAGCAAAGAAACCCUAUUUUUUUGCAGCUUCUGAGCUGUCCCAGCAUUGCAGAUAGGCCUCAGCAAGUUUCCUGGUGGCAGGUGCCUGAUGAGAAGUGACACUCUGGCAGUAUGGAAAUACCCGUGUCAAGUCUUUUGUUAAACAGCUUCCAGUAACAUAGAGUUUAUAAAAAUAUUUUUCCUAAUUCUGCUUGUUUGUCUUGAGUAGUGUGCUCAGACGUUCCAGGCUGUUACAGAUGACUGGAGUGUUGGAGUGGAAGGAUGCAGGCUCUUUAGGAAGAACUGGCACUGGAGGUGAGGAGGGUGGAUCACCUUCUAUGUCAGUGAUGGGUUGGAGUGCAUGGAGCUCAGCCUAGGGGUGGAUGAGGAGUCCAUUAAGAACUUAUGGGUCAGGAUUAAAGGGAGAGCAGGGACACGUGUCAGAGGGGAUCUGCUACAGGUCUCCCAGCCAGGAAGACUGAGUGGAUGAAGUCCUGUACAGGUAAGAGCAAUCUCACGUUCACAAGUCCCCUGGGGGGACUUCAGCCACCCCAUGUUUGUUGGAGAGGCAACACAGCAGGGCAUAAGCAGUUCAGGAGGUUCUUGGGAUGCGUUGAAAACUUUUGCAGAAAGCCAACUGCUUCUCAUGGGCUGCAUCAAAAGAGGCAUGGCCAGCAAGCCAAGGGAGGUGAUUCUCCACCUGUAUUCUGCUCCUGUGAGACCACCUGGAGUACUGUGUCCAGCUCUGUGGCCCACAACAUAAUUGGGCAAGUCCAGAGGAGGGCUACAAGGAUUAUCAGAAGGGUGGUGGUUAGUGAAUUUAAACUGAAAAAGGCUAGGUUUUGAUUAGGUGUUGGGAGGAAAUUCUUUACUGUGAGGGUGGUGAGGCAUUGGAACAGCUUGCCAGAGAAGCUGUGAAUGCCUCAUCCCUGGAAGUGUUCAAAGCCAGGCUGGAUGGAGCUAUGAGCAACCUGGUAUAGUGAAAGGUGUCCCAGUCCAUGGCAGGGAUGUUGGAAUGGGAUAUUCUUUACAGUCCCUUCCAACCCAAACCAUUCAGUAAUUCUUUGAAUAGCACUUGGUGAGUACUUUUUCAUAUCAGACUGAAAUAAGGACAGGUGUCUUAAAAGGGAUGAGAGGAAAGACCAGAAUUUAAAGACCAGAAGCUUUUAAGAGAUUUGACCACACAUGGCAAAAAUUGGAAAAUCUGAUGUUCUGUACCUGGAUUUGACAUGUGUGGUGGUGAGCAGGUUAUACUCUCUUCAUGCCUGUUUCUCUGUCUCUAAAAAGGGACUAAUAAUACUUAACUAUCUCACAAAGAUGUUGUGAGGCUUAAGGAAUUAAUGUUUUUGUAAAAUGCUUUGAAAAUUUAAGCCAGUGUGUGCAAAUUAUUAUUGUUGUUUUUUAAGAUGUGCUGCUGUCUAACUUCCUUAAAUAUUCAUGGUUUUUGUCUGAUGCUAGACCUUAGUUAAAGAUAACUUUUUAAAAAUACACAUUCCUUUUUGUAAAAUCCCUUUUGAUGGUUUUGAUUGCAUGAGAUGAGUGUGCUUCUACUGAAUGAUGAAGCUAUGCUCAACUUUUAUACACCUCUGUAAAGAAGUUUCAGUAAAACCCUUAUCUUCAUGCUGCUGUGUAUAGCGCAGUUGACCCACAUUUUUUUAUAACAUUUCGGCAGAAUCCUGGACCUGCUGUGAUUGUGGCUGAAACUGUCCCAUAUCAUAUAAUUCAAGAAAUUUCACAGGCCAGGGGUAAAAACACUGUAGCAGAGACUGUUUGAGAUAAGUAGGAGCCAUGGAGAGAAAUGGUAUAUUAAUGCCAUCCCAGAGGAGCUGCAAUAACAGCACAAGGAAUCAAAGAUUCAUGAUAAAUACUACUUAUCACAGAGCUGCAAAUGAGAUCAUUUUCAUUAUAAGGACAAUUUUUUUUCCUGUACCACUGGCAAGUCUUAACAAAAAAUUAUUUAGCCAAAUGUGUUGUGCCUGUGCUCACUCACACAGCUGAUUAUAAUCCCAGCAAGACCUUCCUGCCUCCAGCAGCAGUUUGGAUGUAACUAUUUCUCUCCAAAGCAUUUUGAGCAUGUGUUCAGAUAGUGCUAUAUCCUGUCUCCAUCUGAUCAGGGUGUUGAGAGCUCUCUGUGUGACUCAGAAACUCUUUUUCUGUCAUCAGGAGUACAAGGUGUCCAUUUCACCUCUUUGUUCUGCUUUGUUUUUUCUCCCUUUGGUCUGAUAUAGGAACUCCUGAUCAAACUCUUCAGUGGAACUGAUUGGCUGCCACAGGAUUGGGUCUUUUCUGUUUGUGAGACAAGAAAGUAGUGUGGAGACAAGAACUGGACUGCAAGUCCUCUAUUUUUAAGGAGCCAGGUUUUUUUCAAGAGGGUUGUUUCCAGAUCUCAUGUUCAGAAAUAGAAACUAGCAGGGAGAACUGUAUUCACAAAUAUUUUCUAAACUAAGAUUCUUUAUUGUUUGUAAGAUAUCCUUAACUUGCAUAAUUUUAAUUAAAUCUGAAAGAAGAGGGGAAGCAAUGUAUUUAUUAUGCAGAAAUAGAUUUGCUUUAUUUUAUUAUGAUUUUAGAUUUUCUACCAGUCUAUAGAUAAAACUUCCUUAUAUGUCUCCAUUGCUAAUUGUUACAUUAUAUAAAAAUCUACUCUUUUACCAGA